Messenger RNA from Colletotrichum truncatum, 591 nucleotides. RefSeq lists its product as uncharacterized. Lineage: Eukaryota; Fungi; Ascomycota; Sordariomycetes; Glomerellales; Glomerellaceae. The record is from RefSeq and is a predicted model, not a curated record.
AUGAGAUGUCCCGGAGAGCAAGACCCGAAGAAAUGGGGCUUCAAAGUCGAUACUCCUCGCCAGCUUCACACACCUAAUGUUGCGACAAGACAUGCUUGCUCUUUGGGUUCACAUGGGAAAGUCAUGCACCCGCGAAGCCGAGACGGAAGACAUUGGCAUCGGAUGAGAAGAGAGAACAAGUAUUAUGAUAACAGAAACAUCGGUGAUGACUGCAACACCCACCCUAGGAGAAAUAGGAGGCGAACCCUGCUUUUUGACGAAUUCGAAACCUUCCCUCGUGGACCUCCUUAUCCUGCAGAUACACCUGUACGAUCUACAAGAGAUAGAGACCAACACGAGCGGAGAUGGGACAGGAGGAGAUGGGAUGGCAGCGAAGACAUGGCUAUGAUGCAUGGUGCGGUAGUGGAUGAUGCCGGCGUGGGCGAUUACAGACGAAGGCGAGCACGGAGCUGGGAGAGGAGGUCGGAUCCAGAUGACCGAGUAGGGGAGAUUGACGACCACACCGAGGACUCAUAUGGGGUCGGGGAGAGGAUGAUUGUUUCGCGGAGGGAGGAUGAGGGAAGGAGGGCUGCGAGGUUCGGAAGAAUUUAA